This is a messenger RNA of Oryza sativa Japonica Group (Japanese rice), 942 nucleotides long. RefSeq names its product probable ribonuclease P/MRP protein subunit POP5. Gene Ontology annotation, cellular component: ribonuclease MRP complex; multimeric ribonuclease P complex; nucleolus. Gene Ontology annotation, molecular function: ribonuclease P activity; ribonuclease P RNA binding. Gene Ontology annotation, biological process: tRNA 5'-leader removal. Lineage: Eukaryota; Viridiplantae; Streptophyta; Magnoliopsida; Poales; Poaceae. The record is from RefSeq and is a predicted model, not a curated record.
CGUGGCCGUCUCGCCGUCGCCCCGCCGCUCCGGUCAGCCCCUCCACGCAGUUACACGCGCGCCGCCCGCCCGGCUCGGCAGCCGCCAGCGGCACGCGCCCCGCGCGGCCAGGGCCAGCCGACCACGCCACGGCACCAGCGCGGCAGCGCGCCCCGGCGCCCCGAUCCCUCCAGUAGCAGGCAAGCUUCCGGGCUCCAGUCCACCGGCCACACGCCAGCGACGCCGCCCGGUCGUCCGAGUCUCGAAGGCACAAUCAACAAAAAAAUUACUUGAAGGAGUUCUACUGUACAGUGAGCAUUCGUCGACGAUAUGGUUCAUUUCAAGAACAGGUACAUGGUGAUGGAGGUGUUCAUCGAUACACCAGUCAAGGGCCAGCCCGACCCUCUCAUUCUCACGCAGAUCAAUAUCACCAAAGCUAUCAAAGACAGCAUCCAGCUCAACUUUGGGGAGUGUGGCCUAGCAGCUUGUCUUGGGUCGUUGCAAGUGAAGUAUGUAAAUCCGAUAACGAAGCUUUGCGUGAUCCGAGUUUCCCGUGAAGAUCACCAGAAAGUGUGGGCUGCUAUCACCAUGGUGAGGAACAUUGGGAAAAUCCCAGUUUCAUUCAACCUGCGGGAUAUGAGUGGAAGUAUCAGGGCCUGCAAGAAGGCUGCGUUGGAGUGUGAAGAAGCUAAGUUCGAGUAUUACAAACUGGCUGCUGGUGAUCGUAUCACGCCCAAGUUUGUGGAGACCAUGGAGAGCUGCUUUGCCAAGAUUAAAGGAUUAGAGAGCUAAUGCAUCCUCGUGUAUCAUACAUUUGUUUCCUGACACUUUAGUGGAUUAUUAAUCUGUAGGGAAUCAAGUAAACAAAAAUUUUGUUUGUCUGAUCAACUAAUCACUGAGCCUAUUUUUUCGAAUGUGCAAGAAUGACGCAUAUCGAUUAAGAGAAAUUUUGUUUGUCUUGAA